Messenger RNA from Striga hermonthica, 1527 nucleotides. The record is from the annotation of a GenBank genome assembly. NCBI's taxonomy places the organism in Eukaryota, Viridiplantae, Streptophyta, Magnoliopsida, Lamiales, Orobanchaceae.
AUGGAUAUCAUAAACACUUUCCUACUCUGCUCAAUCCUCAUACUAUGCCUCCAUUUCCUUAACACCAUCUUAAUACUCAACAAGAAAAACAGGCCAAGGCUUCCUCCGGGCCCGACGGGCCUCCCGAUUCUCGGAAGCCUCCUCGCCAUCGGAAACCGGCCCCACGAGUCCCUAGCCAAGCUGGCCCAAGCCCACGGGCCCCUGAUGACCGUUAGAUUCGGAACAAAAAAAAUCGUGGUCGCCACGUCAGCGGACGUGGCGAAAGAAAUCCUCCGGACAAACGACCGGGCCUUCGUCGGGCGGCCCAGGCCCGAGGCAGUGACGGUCGGGAAAUUCCACGACACGUCGCUCGUCUGGGCCUCGGGCCUGAGCCCACACUGGAAGAAGCUCCGGCGGGUUUGCAACACCGAGCUCUUCACGACCCAAAGGCUCGACUCGCUUGUCGAUCUCCGCCACAGGAUGAUGUCUAAAAUGAUCAAACUGGCCGAACGGGCCCGGACGGCCCGUGAGGCUCUGCACGUGGAAAGUUUAGUUUUCGGGACCGUACUGAAUUUUUUAUCCAACACGGUGUUCUCGGGCGAUAUGGUCGACAUGGGGUCGUCGGGCGGGACGGGGGAGCUGCGGGAGCUGAUUGCCCGCCUCGUGGAGCUUGGGAUGAAGCCUAACGCGGCGGAUUACUUGCCCUGGCUGAGGCCUUUUGACGUGCAGGGGAUCAGGCGGGAGAUCACGCCGUUGUACGGUAGGGUGCACGAGUUGUUGUGGGAUGUCAUCGGGAGACGGGUCGGGGAGAGGGCUGGCGGGCACGCGAGGCGUGGAGAUUUCUUGGAUGUGUUGCUCCAUUAUGCCGACGCGGAGGAAAACGGUUCGAGCCAAGAGCUUACUCAUGAGAAUAUCAUGGUUUUGUUCAUGGACUUAUUUGUGGCCGGGACCCACACGACCACCAUAACGAUGGAGUGGGCCAUGGCGGAGCUCCUCCGCCACCCGCCCGUGCUCGCCAAGCUCAAACGAGAAAUUUUCGACAUCAACAUCCCGCCUGGAAAACUCGUCGAGGAACAAGACAUACCCCGUAUCUUGUACUUGGAUGCGGUAAUAAAAGAAACCUUGAGGCUCCACCCGGUGAUCCCGCUCCUCGUACCCCACCUCACGGAGGAACGGGCCAACAUCGGGCCAUACACGAUUCCCGAGGACACUGAAGUCCUCGUGAACGUGUGGUCCAUACAGAGGGACCCGGUAUAUUGGGCCGACUCGACUAGUUUUAGGCCCGAGAGGUUUGUUGGCUCGGAUGUCGACAUCCGGGGCAGGGACUGCAGGUUCCUCCCGUUCGGAACGGGCCGACGUAUCUGCCCCGGGUUGGGCCUUGCUGUGCGGAUGGUGAGUCUAAUGCUGGCUAACCUCGUGCACGGUUUCGAUUGGGAGUUGCCGGACGGGAUGAGGCCAGAGGACUUGGACAUGACGGAUGGGUUCGGACUGUUGUUGCGGAAAAUGAAGCCCCUCGUGGCCAUCCCUGUGAGUGCUAGCUCGCAGUGA